AUGGGGGCGUGGCAGCGCAUGGAGGAUGCGCUGGAACGGAUAACGGCCGUCGUCGAGAAGGGCACCCAUGACACAUUUUAUUGGAUGGGGUUGAGGAUCGCGAAAUGGCCACGAUCAUGUCUCGCUAUAUGCACGAUCUGGGCGAUAGUCAUGGCAGCCGGUGUCUGCCGAUUCAAGGAGGUGAACAACGUCCGCGAGCAUUUUUCCGCCACGAAUUCGCCGAGUCGAUAUGAAUUUGCCGUCGCCCGCGAAUUUUUCCAGGAUCAAGGCAUGCCCUUCCACGUGGUCGUCGCCCUCGAAGCAGCCGACAAGGGCAGUAUAUUACGGCCAGGCUACAUCGAAAAAGCGCUCGAAAUCGAGGACUACCUCCAAUACAAGCUCACCGUCGAGCACGAGAACCGCACAUGGAGUUAUUCCGAUUUUUGUGGCUCGCAGUGUGAUACUUCUGAUGCGGUGAACAUCUUCUUGACAAUGUUUCGGGAUCAGCAGGUCCGAAAGCACAAUAAUGUCAAGCUGACGUAUCCGUCGAUGGAUUUGUUUGGGCAUCACGUUUAUCUGGCGAAUAAUAUCUUUUUGGUUGAUGUUAAUAACAAAUCCCAAAUCGUGGAAUCCGCCCGGCUAAUCUCCAUCAAUUUCCAAUCGAUUUAUGCCAAUGCCACGAUGGAGGCCGUCAUGAAGAAAUGGGAACAUGCUGUUUUCGAUUUUACACAGAAAACUCUUGAAGACCCGCUCAUCCACGCCUACUGCACCUCUGAAGGGUUGGUCAGCGAAGAGGUCCGCAGGACAGGUAUCCUGGCGAUGCCGUUGAUGCCGUUGACAGUCGUCGUCGUUUUCGCCUUUGUUUUCUUCACCACAUUCAAGCUCGAUUCUUUGCGCUCAAAACCCUGGGAAUCCGUGCUCGGCGUGCUGUGCCCGAUUCUCUCGCUCUGUGCCUCGUUCGGCAACCUUUUCUGGCUCGGCUACGAAUUCCUACCCAUCGUCACCGUCGUGCCGUUCUUGAUUCUGGCCAUCGGUGUCGACGACGUUUUCAUUUUUCUGCACGCGUGGCACCGCACUGAUUCGAGAGAACCUCCGCAUAAGAGAUCGGCCGAAAUGUUGGCAGAUGCUGGCCCGUCUAUCACGAUCGCUUCCCUGACGAAUUUGUUGAGUUUUGGAACGGGGAUCCUGACGCCAACUCCAGCUAUUACAGUUUUCUGCGUGUUCAUCUCCGUGGCCGUCAUCUACGAUUGGGUCUACCAGAUCUUCUUCUACACGGCCGUCCUCCAGUUGAGCGGUGAACGCGAGGCGCGCCGUGGGCACGCGUUCGUGCCCUGUCUUACCGUAGCUGAGCCAGAGAAAAUCGCGAAGAAGAACAACAAAAAGCCAGAAGACGAGGGUCUCUACAACCGGAUGGCGAGCUUCUUGCUAGACAUUUGGGUGGAAUUCUGCAUGUCGGCCUGGAGCAAGUAUUUUGUGGGCGCCAUCCUGAUCGUUUUCUGGAUCACAAUGUCGUUUGGGGUGCGGAAAAUCCGGGUGGGGUUGACGUCGGAGAAGCUGUUCAUGGACGACUCACCUCUUUUGACGCUGGUCCGCUUCCAGACCGACGUCAUCUUCAAGGAGGGCGGACAGGUGGCCGUUUUCGUGAACAACCCUGGGGAUAUGCGUCAAGCUGAAGCCGUUCCGGAGGUGAUGCGCAUCCUGACCCGCUUCGAGAAUGCGAAUCACUCCGUGGGCGCGCUGAGCACCCACAUGUGGCUGUUGGCCUAUUUGCCGUACAUUGGACUCCAGAACCACGGCUCUAUCGACUUCCAAUACAAAUAUCUCCCCGAAUUCUUCAAGAUUCAAGAAUACAGGCGCUGGAGCCAUUUUGUCAGCUUGGGCAAUCCAGAGGAUUGUCUGGCUGAGCGGCCGGAAUGUCUGCAUAAAUUUGUGUUCCUCACCGGAUUUAGGGAUGCCGUUACGUGGGAGAGCCGCCUGGCCAUUCUGAGCGAGUGGCGCUCAACUGCCGCCGAGUAUCCGCAUCUGAAUCUGACCGUUUAUGAGGACUUCAGCACCUAUUCCGAUCAGUUGCUCUCAAUCUGGCCGGUCACAAUGUCUACCGUAGCCGGAGCAUUGGUUUGUAUGUUGGCCAUUCUCGUCAUUUUCACCCCGUCACUGAUCAUGAUCAUCACCUCCACGACCGCCGUGCUCAGCAUUAACUUGGGCGUUUUUGGCUCGCUGGUUUAUAUGGGUAUCGAUUUGGACCCGAUCUCGAUGACGACUACGUUGAUGGCCAUCGGGUUUUCCGUCGAUUUCGUGGCGCAUAUUACGUUCCACUACUAUAAGGGCGAUUUUGCGACAAAACGUGAACGUAUCGAACACGCGCUCGCCUCCAUCGCCUGGCCAAUGGUCCAAUCCGGCACCUCGACCAUGGCCGCCGUGGUCGUGUUGGCCAUGGUGCACGCCUACAUGGUGGCGGUGUUUGUGAAGGUGGUCGUGUUGGUCAUCUCCCUGGGGAUGUUGCACGGCUUGAUCGUGUUGCCCGUCUUCUUCGCCGCGUUGCCCUUCCACAAGCAGAAGUCGGCGGGCAAGAGUCGGAUGAAUACGCCAUCAGGCUCCAUCGGCAACAUUCAUACGAUAAGCCUGCAAGCCGACGACGAGACGAAAAUGCGGAAUAUAAACACAAAACCGCGCACAAACCAAAAUGGA
This is a messenger RNA of Mesorhabditis spiculigera, 2667 nucleotides long. Lineage: Eukaryota; Metazoa; Nematoda; Chromadorea; Rhabditida; Rhabditidae. The record is from the annotation of a GenBank genome assembly.